GUCGCAGAAUUCCUGGAUGCGGAGGCCGCCCGCUUGGCCCGACAACGUGGCCUCGAGGAAGCCUUGCUCUUCCUAGCGCAGGGUUGGAGGAGAUGUGAGGAGGGCGGCUCGGUGCCGUCGACCUGGGAGGGCAUCGCACCUUUUCAGGAGGCGGUCCUAACCGUGUCCUUGGCGCAGCUCCUUGCCGCUACCUCCGAGCAGAAGGUGGCGUUGAUCCUGGCUUUACUGAACGGGCGGGUCCCAGUGAGGCUCAUGAACGAGCUCCUAGUCGCGGCGGCGGAGGACGAUGCUGUCCCUGCAGCCCUUGUGUCCAAGCUGGCUGCGCAACUAAGAGGUCGGACGCUAAACGACCGUCGCAGCCAGCAGUUCAGUCAGCUGAUUCACGUGUUGCGGGCCAGGAAGGACAAGAAAGACAGCAAGUACGUCAGUGCCCUGGUGGGCGCUCCGCUCAAGGAGGAGAUUUGGAGGCCGGCCUUUGAGCCCAAGUUCGUUUGGCGAGGGCGCAAGAAUGAGAUCAUCUGCAAGCAGCUGGAUGGUCUCUUCUUACAGGAGAACACUCUGCUUGGUUGGGCCUUGUCACCGUCAGCUCUGGACGGUGCGUUAGCCCCCCCGUCCAAAGCACAUCUCACAGAGGCCGGCUCCAAGGAGUGGGAAGGCCUGGGCCGUGCCACGCGGCAGCGGAUCGACGGACUGCAAAAAGGCUUGCAGAACAAGCUGACCAGUUCGCAAGACCAGGCAGCAGAAUUCGUUGACAUCCUUCUGAGAGCCGGGGAUGAGCCGCGCAUGGCCGUGCUCGAGUGGUUGGGGGCUGUCGUCACGGCUGCGGAACCUCGCGGCCGGCAAGGUCAGCCAGCACCAGAGGGGUUCAAUUUCUGGCCCCAGUACGGCAACAUCGUGAUUGACAACAUGCAGCAGACGAACGUGGACUCUGGCGCCUUCGUGAAAUCCUUGAAGAACUUGCUCCUUCUGCAGGCUAUUCAUGCUCGUCUUCAAGGUUUCCCAACGAGUGGCGCAGCCUUGAACACGUUCACAUUGCUGUUGCAUCUGAUCAAGCCCAUCAAAUCAGAACAGGCUGCGACCAUCUCG
This is a messenger RNA of Symbiodinium necroappetens, 1086 nucleotides long. NCBI's taxonomy places the organism in Eukaryota, Dinophyceae, Suessiales, Symbiodiniaceae. The record is from the annotation of a GenBank genome assembly.